UAUGUCUUACGAUUUUCUUUUUAAAUAUAUCAUCAUAGGAGACUCAGGUAUGAUAUUAUACUUAACAAAGGGGUUGGCAAAUCUUGCCUUUUGCUUUAAUUAUUAGAUAAAAGAUUCAGAUAGAAACAUGAAGUAACAAUAGGAGUAGAAUUUGGUGCUAAACCUAUAGAAGUUGAUGAUCUUUAAAUAAAAUUAUAAGUUUGGGAUACAGCAGGAUAGGAAGCAUUUAAAAGCAUUACACGAACAUAUUAUCGAUCAGCAGCAGGAGCUUUAAUUGUUUAUGAUGUCACAAAGUAAAUAAUUAUUUCUAUAAUUUAAGGAGAGAAUCUUUUAACAGUGUUUAAACAUGGAUUGAAGAAGCAAGAUAAAAUGGAAAUUAGACAAUGAGUAUGAUUUUGGUUGGUAAUAAAACUGAUCUUGAGUCUAUGAGAGAAGUAACAACAGAGGAAGGAAAAUAAUUGGCCAAACAAUAAAAUAUAUUAUUUAUUGAAACAAGUGCAAAAACAGGAGAUCAUAUUGAUGAUGCUUUUAUUGUUAGUGCUAAAGAGAUCAUACAAAAAUUAAAAAGUAAAUAAAUUGAUUUGCGUGAUGAGGUAUAAUAAUAAUAUAUAUAUUAAUUUAGAAUUGUGGAAUUAAGAAGGGUGCAAAUGCUCAAAACAAAAAUACACUACAAAAUUAAGAUGAUGAUAAAAAGUCACUAAAUACAUGUUGUUGA
Messenger RNA from Paramecium pentaurelia, 715 nucleotides. The record is from the annotation of a GenBank genome assembly. NCBI's taxonomy places the organism in Eukaryota, Ciliophora, Oligohymenophorea, Peniculida, Parameciidae.